Molecule: messenger RNA, 1397 nt
Organism: Eruca vesicaria subsp. sativa (arugula)
Lineage: Eukaryota; Viridiplantae; Streptophyta; Magnoliopsida; Brassicales; Brassicaceae
Source: the annotation of a GenBank genome assembly
AAAAUAGAACUAUUAUUACAAAACUGAGAACGGACAAUCCGGAUAUAAUAAUUGGCAAACUGGCUCCCCAAAACGUAAUGAUUAAAACUUCCGUCAAUACAUACAUGAAGGCACACUGUAAAACGUCGUCGUAACGAAGCUUCCAUCGUCAAACAAAACGGCAUCGUCUAAGUUGGUUCACACUUUCUCUUUAUUUAUCCUCAAAACCUACCUUCUCCCCGUUGUCCGAAAACUCUUCUGCGUAAUCCUCUAGAUCUGUUCGAUUUCAAACAUCUGUAUUCCCAAAUCUGAGAUCAUUCUCAGAUCUUGUCCGUACAGGUUUUGUCCGUAUGCUGUUUUCCCAGAUCUGUAAUAAUAACACUUUCUUAUGGCGGAGACUCUCAAAGAAGAUUCCAUCAUGAUUCGAGAGGUUUGGAACGAUAACCUCCUCGAAGAAUUCGCGUUAAUCCGUGAGAUCGUUGACAAAUACACAUACAUCGCCAUGGACACUGAGUUCCCCGGCGUCGUCCUCAAACCCGUCGAGACUUUCAAACACAACAAUGACCUUAACUACCGAACCCUCAAAGAAAACGUGGAUCUCCUCAAACUGAUCCAACUCGGUCUAACCUUCUCCGACGAGAACGGUAACCUCCCGACAUGCGGGACCGACAAGUUCUGCAUCUGGCAGUUCAAUUUCCGCGAGUUCAACAUCGGUGAAGACAUCUACGCGAGUGAGUCUAUCGAAUUGUUGCGUCAGUGUGGGAUUGAUUUCAAGAAGAACGUCGAGAGAGGGAUCGAUGUGGUUAGGUUCGGUGAGCUUAUGAUGUCUUCGGGGAUUGUUUUGAACGAUUCGAUCUCGUGGGUUACGUUCCAUGGAGGUUAUGAUUUUGGGUAUUUGGUGAAGUUGUUGACUUGUAAAGAGUUGCCGAUCAAGCAAGGUGAUUUCUUCAAGCUGUUGUUUGUGUAUUUCCCCACGGUUUAUGAUAUUAAGUACUUGAUGACGUUCUGUAACGGGCUGUUUGGAGGGUUGAACAGGCUUGCUGAGCUUAUGGGUGUUGAGAGAGUUGGGAUUUGUCAUCAAGCGGGCUCGGAUAGUUUGCUCACGUUAGGCUCGUUUAGGAAGCUUAAGGAACGGUACUUCCUUGGGUCGACUGAGAAAUACACUGGAGUCUUGUAUGGUCUAGGUGUGGAAGAUUCUGUUGCUAAUUAGGUUUUUAGUCUUUGUGAGUGUGGAGACCAAUUAGACUUUGUGUUUGUGUAAAUUGGUUUUUUUAGUAAGUGUUUGUUGUGUCUUUUUUUUCUUUUCAGGGAAAACCUCUUUGAUCAAUUUGAGGAGGGGUUGUUGUUAAUGUUUUAGCUUUUGAGUUUCUGAAUGUAUAUCAUUUCAGCUACCUCGUUUCAUUAAUAAAUAAUCUCCA